Messenger RNA from Lodderomyces orthopsilosis Co 90-125, 1917 nucleotides. RefSeq names its product Zn(II)2Cys6 transcription factor. The transcript has a single exon. Bases 1 to 1917 code for a protein of 638 amino acids. Gene Ontology annotation, biological process: regulation of DNA-templated transcription; DNA-templated transcription. NCBI's taxonomy places the organism in Eukaryota, Fungi, Ascomycota, Pichiomycetes, Serinales, Debaryomycetaceae. The record is from RefSeq and is a predicted model, not a curated record. Gene Ontology annotation, molecular function: DNA-binding transcription factor activity, RNA polymerase II-specific; DNA binding; zinc ion binding.
AUGGACUUUUGUUAUAAUAAACUGAUGGGAAACGGUGCCGUUGCUAGUAAAUUCAAGUUGACUAACAAGGUUCAGUUGAACCAAUCGAAUCUUAGGACACCUAUUAUUCCAAAGAGAGGUUUUGAUGACAUUGAGAACACCACAAUUUCUGAAAUUACAACCGAACCCAACACUAAAGAUACAGACACCGCUCCAGAAAACACAGAAAACCCCUUAACUCAUCAUCCCAGUAAUUGUAAUCGUUGCUACAGGUUGAAGAAGAAGUGUACGCGAACAUUUCCCAAAUGUUCUCAUUGUGAAAGGACAGGUUCACAGUGUGAAUAUGUUGAUAGGACCAAGAAGAGGAAGAAAUCAUCUGAUAAUGUAGUACUGCUGAGCGAACCCGAUGGCCAGCUCAUCCACAUUGCUAGUGCCGACUCAACUCAAACCGGAGUGGUUGCCCAUAAAUUGAUUUCAGUGUCGUCCUUACUUGUUCCAGACCAAAGCGAUAAUCAGGUCAAGAAUAGGGAAAAAUCAAAAAAUAAGAAGAUUGCAACAGCUGCGUUAGCAUCGUCUGCUCGUCGUGCCCAAGAGAAGGACAAAGAAGGUGUUGAGAAAAUCAACUAUAAAACCACUCAACAGCCAACAAUCUCCAAUAUACAGGAAGAGUUCAUCACAAUGAAGGAGAUUAAAGAUGAUACUUUGCCCUUGGCGUUUGCGCUCAAUUAUUUCAACAACUUUGGUCACAAGUACCCAUUCGUCAAUAAAGAUGUCUUUCUAAACAAGUUGAGGAAAAUAGACUUCGCUAAGGACUCCAUUGUAAAUUUGGAUGUUUAUUUACUUUUGAGCAUCGGGUGCAUUUUAUAUGAUGCCAAGACCCAAACCUCACACUACUCGGAUUAUUUUAAGACUAAAAGCAUUUACAGUAUUAUAGAUGUUUUAGACUUGUCAUUUUCAACUUACAACAAGGACAGUAUUCAUCUUUUGCUAUUAUUGUCGAUUUACGGUUUGACAUCUUUGAAUAAUGAGAUGGUGUGGAAUUUAAUUGGGUUGUUAAAUAGAGCAAUCUUGAAGUUUGACUUGUUUAAAAAGCUUGAUGAUAAACUGGUUGAGCGUGUCUUUUGGUCUGUGCACAAUUUGGAUAAGGAGAUUAGUCUUGUGGUAAUGAAACCAUCGCAGUUUCCCAAGUAUACCUACAUCAAGAAACAAGAUAUAGACUCAACCAUUUAUGAGGAGGAGAAUUUGUCACUUGUGAAACACUACAUUUCACUUGGCAAAAUCCAAGACUCUUUAGUUGAUGCUGUUUUAUCGCAUUCAAAUGAAAACCUUACACAAAUAUCACGCGAGCUAGGAACCUGGGUUUCAAGCUUUACCAAAGACAUCAGUCUAAAAUAUGUGUCACAACCAAAUUUACAAGAGCUCAUUCCAUGGGCUAAUAUUCAAAGCUAUUACUUGCAAACCGUCAUGGAUCAAGUAUCUACAACAAAGAGCUUUCAAUUCCCAUCCAAUUUCAUUUUCCACUCUUUUACAUCCUUGAUAUCUGCAUCUGAUAAGUCACUGGCAGCAGAGAAUAAGCAUAAUACCAAGCUUGCAAUUAUAGCGUCGGGCAUCUGGUAUGCUCAGCUCUUUGACGUUAUAAAGCUUAGCACGGACACGUUGAUCCAUUUUUUGCAAUCCGAUGAUUCAGAGAUAUGUUCUAAAGUUAAGGAGUUCAAUGAAUUUCUACAGCAAGACUUGAAUUUAUUGAAGUAUAUACGAGGCUUUAGGUGCUUGCUUCGUCUAGAAGGGUAUCAAAAGUUGUCAACUAAGGUGAAUGAGACAAUUGAUGUGUUAGAGCACUUGAGUAUAGUGUUGUUAGGGUUCGAUGAAAACAGUGACAAUAUGGAUGUAUUGGGUAUUCUUGAAGGUGUGAAACAAAAUGUAGAGAGUUCACUAUAG